Molecule: messenger RNA, 426 nt
Organism: Arabidopsis thaliana (thale cress)
Lineage: Eukaryota; Viridiplantae; Streptophyta; Magnoliopsida; Brassicales; Brassicaceae
Exons: 2
Coding region: 1-426 (141 amino acids)
Source: RefSeq, marked reviewed
AUGGAGAAGAAGAAGGAAGUGUCGAGAAAGAAAUAUCCUUCUCUGGGUCAAGAGACUCAAACUCGGCUCCCUGUCAAAGGAAAGGAAGAUGGUGGCUUAGUUUGGUCUGUGAAGAAUGUGGCUAAGUCCAAGUCUCUUAAGGUUGAAGAUAGUGUUUUUGGGUCUAUUUCAGUUCAGACCAAUGGGAUCUCUCUCGGUUUGGAUAAGGUCCAGAAAGGAGAUUCAAGUGUUGGACAGUUUGCUGUAAUCAUUGAUAAUGCAACUGAAAAUGAGGAGGUUGGCAUUUGUUCAGGCACAGUUUGUGCAGUUGAGGAUGAUUCCUCUGACGUGUUAUCUACUGACACUGAAGAAGAGGCUUUCAUCAAGGUUUUGUCUAAGCGUCAGAAGAGGAAUCUACGAGGCAAGGGCCUCAAAACCAAAGCUUAA